This is a messenger RNA of Protopolystoma xenopodis, 561 nucleotides long. NCBI's taxonomy places the organism in Eukaryota, Metazoa, Platyhelminthes, Monogenea, Polystomatidea, Polystomatidae. The record is from the annotation of a GenBank genome assembly.
AUGGAGACGGGCUGCUUCUGUUUGGUAGUCGAGAAGCAGCCAUCGGACGCAUUUCGGCAAAAAUGCUCCAUUUGCCUCUUCCUCUCAACCGCCAGAUCGCAGAAUGAGCAAAAAGACCUCUUCUCGGUGCCCAACCAGAACUACAUUAUCUUACUCGGAGCCAGGACAUGUGCCUGGCGUUAUGAUCAGCCAUCAUUCCUUCAUUUCCCCAUUAACAUCAUCAACAGCCUCAAUAUUAGUAUCCGCAAAAGUAUCAUCAGCAUUGUCAUCCUGACCACAUCAGUGCCCGCAUUACGUCUUCAUCCAUCUCCCCACGUCAUUAUCCUCUUAGCAUCACCUGUUUCUGGUUCUUCUUGUAUCAUCAUCUUCACAAGCAACAAGGCGACAUACGUAUCCGCAUCAGUGUCAAAAUUAGCAUCAGUUUCAGUGUCAUUACCGUCUCUACAGUACAAUCACCAGCAUCUCAUAGUCUUAACCUCAUAUUACUUUUCUUUUUACAUCAGCAAAAUGUCAACAGUAGCAAAAUUAUCGUUAUCAUUAGUAUUUAAAUUGUUAUUGUGA